AUGAGAAUACAUCCUGACGAUGGGUGUAAGACAGCAUUUUGGACACCACUAGGCCAAAUGGAAUGGCUCGGCGUACCUUUCGGUUUGUUGAAUGGUACACCCGCCUUAACAAGAUGGCUGUAUUUGAAUGUUAUCGACUUGGAUGGUGUAGCAGUCUACGUUGACGAUAUCGUCAUUCAUGCAGACGAUGCAGACGAUGGAACUACUCUACUGAAAUACUUUGAAGCCAUGAUAAAAGACUCCAUGAAAUAG
Molecule: messenger RNA, 252 nt
Organism: Gregarina niphandrodes
Lineage: Eukaryota; Apicomplexa; Conoidasida; Eugregarinorida; Gregarinidae
Exons: 1
Coding region: 1-252 (83 amino acids)
Source: RefSeq, a predicted model, not a curated record